AUGUCAAACACGGAUGAUGAAAAGCAGGGGCAGGCUACACCAAGCCACCCCGAACCAAUUUCGCUGCCCCCAAACACGUCUUCAGCCAAAUUUCAUGAUUUCCUGCGCCGUGCCAGCGCAAUCGUCGGCGACGAAAAUGUUGUUGUUGUAGCUGGCGAUGACCAGCUCCAACAGCAAGAUUAUAUGGACCGCUCCAAGGUGCAUGAUAUGUUCCACAUAUUGGAAAAGAGAGACUUCCUCCACUCAUGCACUGUCGCUCCCAAGGAUGUUCCUGGUGUCCAGGACAUCAUGCGCCUUGCCAAUGAGAUGGAAAUCCCCGUCUGGCCAUUCUCAAUGGGUAGAAAUCUUGGCUAUGGAGGUGCGGCUCCUCGUGUGCCCGGUAGCAUCGGUCUUGACAUGGGCAAAAACAUGAACAAAGUGCUCAAAGUAGACGCGGAUAGUGCUUAUGCCCUUGUUGAGCCAGGUGUCUCUUUCUUUGACCUGCACCAAUACCUCGUUGACCAUGAUCUGCGAGACAAAGUCUGGGCUGAUUGCCCUGACUUGGGUGGUGGUUCUGUCAUUGGUAACACCAUGGAGAGAGGCAUUGGAUAUACUCCUUAUGGAGAUCACUGGAUGAUGCACUGCGGCUUGGAAGUUGUUCUUCCCGAUGGAUCAUUGGUACGAACUGGCAUGGGUGCAUUGCCCAACCCGAACGCAGACAAAAGCGCGCCACCUCAUGAGCAAGAGCCAAAUGAGUGCUGGCAGCUGUUCAAUUACGGCUUUGGCCCGCACCAUGAUGGAAUCUUUUCCCAAGCCAACAAUGGCAUUGUGACAAAGAUGGGUGUUUGGCUCAUGCCUAACCCAGGCGGCUCGCAAACGUACAUGAUCACUUUCCCCCGUGAUGGCGAUCUGAAUCGCAUUGUCGAGAUCAUGCGGCCCUUGCGAGUUUCCAUGAUUCUGCAGAAUGUGCCAAAGCUAGAUAAUAUCCUUGUCAGCGCAGCCAUGGAGGGAACUCGCAGCUCUUAUACAAAUUCCAGUGAGCUUCUGACGGAUGCCGAGCUUGAUGCCAUAGCCGAGAAGCUAGGCCUUGGUCGCUGGAACUUCUACGGUUGCAUAUACGGACCGCCGGAGGUGCGCGAAGUCUUCUGGAAAGUCAUCAAGGAAGCCUUCAGCCAGAUCCCAGGUUCCAAGUUCUACUUCCCAGAAGACCGGCCUCACGACAAGGCGCUGCAGACGAGAAAGAACACAUUCAUCGGAAUCCCCUCAAUCACAGAAUUGGACUGGGUAUCAUGGUUGCCAAAUGGCGGACACCUCUUCUUUGCGCCCAUCGCCAAGCUCACAGGGGACGAUGCCGAGGCACAGUACGAGUUGACGCGCCGUCGUAGCGAAGAGUAUGGUUUCGAUUUCCUCGGCGCGUUCCUUGUCGGCGUGCGUGAGAUUCAUCACAUUGUUUGCAUUCUCUUCGAUCGGGAGGACCCGGAGAUGCGCACUCGGGCACAUGAGCUUAUCAAGCUUUUGAUUCAGGAGGCGGCGGAUCGUGGAUGGGGAGAAUAUCGCGCUCAUCUGGCGCUGAUGGAUCAGGUGGCGGGUACUUACAAUUUCAACGAUGGGGCGCACAUGAAGUUGAGUGAGAAGAUUAAGGACGCGCUCGAUCCCAAGGGUAUUCUCUCGCCUGGCAAGAAUGGUGUGUGGCCCACGACAUACAAGCAAUAUAACAAGCAGAUUUAG
Messenger RNA from Penicillium olsonii, 1707 nucleotides. The record is from the annotation of a GenBank genome assembly. NCBI's taxonomy places the organism in Eukaryota, Fungi, Ascomycota, Eurotiomycetes, Eurotiales, Aspergillaceae.